Molecule: messenger RNA, 675 nt
Organism: Ogataea angusta
Lineage: Eukaryota; Fungi; Ascomycota; Pichiomycetes; Pichiales; Pichiaceae
Exons: 1
Coding region: 1-675 (224 amino acids)
Biological process (GO): transcription by RNA polymerase III
Cellular component (GO): RNA polymerase III complex
Source: RefSeq, a predicted model, not a curated record
AUGGCUUAUAAUGAAAAGAGACGAAAAGGCCUGGCCUUUUUGGGUUUGGAUUUUACAGAUGCUGGAAGCUAUAUUGACACCUCGAACUGCAUAUACUCGCAUCCUAUAUCUGGAAAUUUGACCGUGAGAGAAAAGGAAGAAGUCUUCAAGUUCACACAUUUCUGCGAUAUCAUUGGCACUUCCUACUAUUACACGAACAAUCUCUCAUCACCAGAUUUCAAUGGAAACUCUGUUGCAAAGACUAAGAAUCAAAUUACAUUUGAUGAUGGAAUUAGACGUUACUCGGACAGGUACAGAAAUACAAUACAAAAACUGGAUAAAAGUUUGAACUACUAUUCUUCGAUUUUCUUUCCUGAAGAAUUGAGAAUAUCUAGUAUCGGACGAAAAUUUGAAAGAGGAAAUGCUUCCAAGUUCGCCCUUACAACAUUUCUAAAACCCAGCAUCACAGCAAUAUCCUCACCAAUGAAUUUGGAGGAAAAACAGAGACACAUUAUUGAGAAAUUUGAUAGCGUUGAGGAUUUUGACGAAGAUGUAAUAGAGGCCGAGGAGGAGGAAGAAGAGGAGGACGAUGAGUUUGAAGAGGAAGACGACGAUGACUAUAAUGCCGAGAAAUACUUCGAUGAUGGCGAGUUUGAUGAUGGGGAUGAGGACGGUAACGAUGAGGUCGCAUUUUGA